This is a messenger RNA of Leptidea sinapis, 14164 nucleotides long. RefSeq names its product protein furry (gene fry). Gene Ontology annotation, biological process: cell morphogenesis; neuron projection development. The record is from RefSeq and is a predicted model, not a curated record. The coding region runs from base 218 to 9259 and encodes 3013 amino acids. Gene Ontology annotation, cellular component: cell cortex; site of polarized growth. The transcript is spliced from 57 exons. NCBI's taxonomy places the organism in Eukaryota, Metazoa, Arthropoda, Insecta, Lepidoptera, Pieridae.
CCUAGAAAAUAGAAAUAGAAAAUCAUAAUUAUUCAAUCAAACAACUGUGAAAAUAUCCUAGAGAAUUUUCUGUUUCGGAAUAUGGGAGUGUUUGAGGCUUUUCAAGUGAAUCAAGGAGUAAACCAUGUUGCCUAACUGGAUUAUAUCAAGUAAUACAAACAGAGCAUUAUUAAUAUAGUAUUUAAAAUAUUGUUUUCUACAUCAAAAUUCAUUCAGUAUGAUGACAUCAGAAGAGUCAGAUUCAUUAAACACAGUUCCAUCCGAAGGUCAUGCAGAGGAUUUGUCAGCCUCGGGCACUGAAGAAGCUCCAUCGUCUAUGGUGUCAAGUGAGGCUGAGUCAGAGGGCAGCAUACUAUCAGAAUCCCAUCGACAUGAAGUUGCGGAUGGCCAAGCAUAUACAGAACAAGGAACAGAUCAUGGGCAAGGCUCUCAAGAUAAGGCAUUAGGUUCUUCAAAUGAUUUGAAAACUAAUGUGACACCAUAUAUUUCUUCACGAAGUCCAAUGUUACCAUGGGGUCCAUACAAAGGCACUACGACCGCGCUCGAUUCAGAUUUACGACCUGGGGAAUUUGUGAUGCGACUUCUCUUCACAGAGUUUACUGUACAAGCUGAACGAAAAAUGGAAGCCGUUAUGGCUGAACCUCCGGAAAAGCCAUUGAAUAAGACACUGCAAAGGGGCGAAGACCCACAGCUGGAUCAGAUCUUAUCUGCAUUUGGCACAGUGGCAGAGCAUUGCUUGCCGUCGCUAUUGCGUGCGCUGUUCGGCUGGCUCGAGCGGCAAAUGGCGGACUCCCCACAACUCAGUGAGCAGGCUAAAAGGCCACAGCAGGAUCUCAGAAAUAAGAGUAUAAUCUACAUUGUGUCGGGAAGUGGAGCAGGCACAGAACAAGUAGAGCGCAGCAGUGAAGAGAUAUACGCGGAACGGCGUGAUCUGGCUGUAGAGUUUCUCUUCUGUCUAGCAUUGAUCGAAGUUUUAAAGCAACUGUCUUUCCACCCGGGACACGAGGAUUUGGUUCAUUACAUAGAGAAUGUCGCCUUCAAACAUUUCAACUACAAAGAAGGAUUGCAAUCGAACCCAAACGCUGCAAAUAUACAUAUAAUAGCUGAUUUAUACGCCGAAGUUAUUGGAGUGCUCGCUCAGUCGAGGUUUGCGUCGGUCAGAAAACGAUUCACAGCUGAAUUAAAGGAGCUUAAGAGUCGAGAGCAAUCACCACACACAACUCAGAGUAUCAUAUCUCUGCUGAUGGGAAUGAAGUUCUUCCGGGUGAAGAUGGUCCCGAUUGAAGAGUUCGAGGCGUCAUUCCAGUUUCUCACCGAAUGCGCUCAGUACUUUCUGGAAGUCAAAGACAAGGACAUACGGCAUGCGUUGGCUGGUCUCUUCGUAGAGAUCCUUGUGCCAGUUGCAGCGACGGUGAAGAACGAAGUAAAUGUGCCGUGUCUCAAGAACUUUGUUGAGAUGUUGUAUAGCCACACACUGGAUGCUAGCACUAAGUCAAAACAUCGACUCGCCUUGUUCCCGCUGGUGACAUGCCUCCUCUGCGUCUCUCAGAAACAGUUCUUCCUUGCGAAUUGGCAUUGUUUCCUAGCGAUGUGCCUCUCCCAUCUCAAGAACAGAGAUCCGAAGAUGUGUCGAGUUGCUUUAGAGUCUCUCUAUCGUCUUCUGUGGGUGUACAUGAUAAGAAUUAAAUGCGAAAGCAAUUCGGCGACCCAAUCCCGCCUGCAAAGCAUCGUCAACUCUCUGUUUCCGAAAGGGUCGAAAGGCGUAGUGCCACGUGACACUCCACUCAAUAUAUUCGUAAAAAUUAUACAGUUCAUCGCUCAAGAAAGAUUAGAUUUCGCGAUGCGAGAGAUAGUCUUUGAUUUACUUAUGGUGGGUCGUCCCAUAAAAAUCAUAUUGACUCCUGAGAGAAUGUCAAUUGGAUUGCGAGCGUUUUUGGUGGUAGCUGAUAGUUUACAGCAAAAAGAAGGCGAACCACCAAUGCCCAGAACUUCAGGUACCUUGCCGUCAGGGAAUACAUUACGCGUGAAGAAAACAUUUCUGAAUAAGAUGUUAACAGACGAAACGGCUCGGUCCAUUGGAAUGAGCGCAUAUUUCCCGUAUGUAAGACGGGUCCUUGUGGAAAUAUUGCGGGCCUUAGACGCACAUUAUGGCAGGCCUCUGAUGCUGACGAAUACACAGAACGUAACUAAGGAACAGGAGAUCAACACGGGUGAGAGGAAGCCGAGGAUUGACCUGUUCAGAACCUGCGUAGCAGCUAUUCCAAGACUGAUCCCAGAAGGUAUGAGCCCCAGUGAGCUGGUAGAUCUGCUCUGUCGGCUGACAGUUCACAUGGAUGAAGAGCUUCGAGGACUUUCCUUUCAAAGUCUACAGACAUUGAUCGUGGAUUUCCCCGAAUGGAGGCAAGACGUUCUUGCGGGCUUCACUCAGUUCUUGGCCAAAGAAGUUCAGGACACGUCGCCUCAACUUGUUGAGAAUGGUCUGCGAAUGCUACUCCAGCUGCUAACAUCAUGGAAGAACGGUGAACCGGUGACAAGUGCACCAUCCAAGCCUGAACCAUUGGCGUCGGUGAUCAGAGGUGCUGAAGCCCUAGGUCUUGUCAUGUUAUGUCAGGGUAAAACAUACCCCAGGAGGCUUGCUGUUCAUAUUCUAAGAGAAAGCAAAUAUCUUCUUGAGCGUCUACAGUUGACUCGUGAAGAGCCCGCGUUGAUAGAUGCGGCGGACGAACACGUGUCGCACUUCGCGGACAAAUGUCUGUCAGUGUUGCCACCUACCGAGAAGCAGGCGGUGUUGUCAGCCUCGCAAACAGAUCUACUGUGGCUGACGGAACGGACACACCCCGUAUGGACUGCUGGUCUCCAGUAUGAUGAAGCUUCAUCUAAAAAUAGCUGGAGUGGCAGUUCGUCUAACGGUGCUGAUCCUUGGGAGAUUGUUCUGUUUGGACUCUUGGAAAAGAACCGCGUGCCAGCAAAAUGCCCAACAACAGUGCUUCAGGCGUGGCCAAUACUCCACGCAAGGAUUCACGCUUUGUACACCAUCAUAGAACCAGCGCCCGUAAAUGACAACCGUGCAUCGCUGCUUUCACGGUCUCCGGCGUUGCCACGCAAACCCGAGAAAGAGCGAGACGGCUAUAUGCAAGUGUGGAAAUAUUACGUUACGAUGGCAUAUUUAGUUGUGCCCGCAGUUUCGAGCCCGGUGAUUCGAUGCGCGAGUCCCGAUCUCAGCCUCAGUACAACGGGAGAGGGAGAGGGUUGGAUUGGGCAUGGCCACGGCCACCUCGCUUCAUCGACCGAGAGCCUCAACGCGCCGGUCGGUUUCUUCACGCUGCCCUUGAGCUAUGCGCGCGCGCACAGACAACACAAACGGACGAGUUCGUCGCCGGACUCUCUAAGCGAGCGAAGCGGUGGCGAAGCACGAGCGACGCAGGCGACACCUAGUUCAUUGCAUAAGCUAGCCGUCCCGCUCGCAAGAUGUGAGGUGCCGGAAGUAAGAGAUGUGGCUGUAGCGGCAUGUGGUCAUAUUAACCCGGACGCGCUAAAGGAUUUGUUCGAGGAGCUAGUGCCACUGUUACGAGAGGCCGUUGACAAGAAACAGGAGAAUAUGCGACGCAGAAGACGACGAGACGCUCUCCGCUUACACCUCAACAAAAUGUUACUUAUCAUUGCUCAGAGGAAGACUUUUGCUACAAGCACAUUUGCAAUUGAGGGAGAUGGUCUUCACUCUUCUCUCACUGAAUAUCUUGACGGUGUUCGCCAAAGUCUGGAAAUCGAAGGAGAAAAGGACGCGCCAGCUGCGAGGGAACAAAGACUCACAUUUGCUGACUUUGUCACCGAGCUUAUCAAAGGAUUCCCACUGGAGAUGUACAGCACGCUGUUGAAAAGAGAGUUAUGCAGGAGUUUGUUCUCGCUGUUCGCGGGAUGGUGUGGCCCGCUGGUGAAACAUCUGGGCACUCUGGUGCCGCAGCCUCCAAGCCCUGAGCUGGAUGAGAGGCUUAAUGUGGCCGCGUUAAGGGCUAUGAGCGCUCUAGUAUGCUGUGGACCAUGCUUUGCACCAAGCGCGUUGGCUGAGGAUGGCUCACUCUAUCCAUGGCUGAGUGAAAUGCUCUCUUCAAAUAACGACAAGGUUUACGAGCUGGCGCGUGAAACAAUCGUUUUGUUGCUGGAAUGUAAUCCGGACAUCGGCCCACUAUUGGACUGGACUGUGGACAAAUGCUUCACCGGGGCGCCACGAGUUGCAGAUGGCUGCUUCAUGGCUCUAGCGACUAUAUUCAGUGCACGGGAGUACCCCUGCGACCACUACACGGCCAUAAUCAACGUGACCCUUAUGUGCACGGGGUGUCCACGCGCGCCUGUCCACGAAAGCGCAUUACAACUACUGCAGCUGCUUGAUAAGAGAUUCUUUGGAACAGUUGGUCCACUCCACUCCGAAGAAGAGAAUGGUUCGGAGAAGGGGCGCGGCACAUUGGAUGUUUUGCUAUGCACAACCUACUGCAGAUCUCAACUCUACCUCUCCCGUCAACUCUCGCAGUUACACCCGGAGCUUACAAUGCCGAUGUUCUCAGAAAUAACAGCACGUUUCCAGACAGCGAGGACGGAGGUGCGCCAUCUCUUAUUGCAGUAUCUUCUACCGUGGCUAGUCAACAUCGAGCUAGUGGAUCCUAACGUGCCUCCAGCUAACCCACUCUCAUACAUACAGUAUUACGGUGCCGAGGGUGGACGAACGACACGUCGCGAAGGGCUCGGCUCUGUGGAGGCAACAGAGAUGGUUCUCAACAAUCUCUUCUACAUCACGGUCAAGUUUUCGGAUCAACAUCCCAAAGAGAUUGAAGAGUUAUGGUCAACGCUGUGCGCCUGUUGGCCCAACAAUCUCAAAGUUAUCAUCCGGUACCUCAUCAUCGUUUCCGGAAUGGCACCCAACGAACUUCUACCAUAUGCAAAACGCGUUGUUUUGUACCUCGCCCGCUCCCGCCCGGAGAGACUCCUUGAUGAAAUGAUGACAGAACUCCAAACUGUUGAGACGCUCAACUGCCUAAUAGAACGUACAGAGACGCCACCUUUCUACCGUCUAACGUCAAUGCGGAAAGCCACGUCUGGGCAUAGUGAUGGACCUGGCACUGGUUCACAGGAUGCUACUGGACGCACGUGCGAGUUGGCACCAGUUGAAAAAGGAACUAUACAUACCAAGAGGCACAGCGGGGAAGAUCCGGCUAAGGCAGCUAGUGUUAAAUCGGAAACACCGUGCCGUAGUCAGGACAAAAGAGCAUCUGCUCUUCCUUGCACAACCCCGCCAGCCGAUGAGGAACCAACAUCGCCUUCUGAUGGAGAUGCUACACCGACCGGCAUAUGUCCGGAGCUUGGUGUCUGCGGAAGUGUUCCAACAACACCCCAAGAAGCGCGCGUGGACAUGCAACAACCACGGCCCCUGCCGAUGCCUGAGUACGGAGGAUUCUUCGCACUCCUGACCGAGUACUUGCCUGACAACAAUCAGCCUGUUUCUGGAUUCCACAGGUGUAACGUGGCUGUAAUGCUCCUGUGUGACGUAGUUCUGGAUGGUGUUGAGUUAGACUGGUCAAUCCAUGUGCCACUAAUGCUGCAUAUAGUCUUCCUGGGAAUGGACCACACCAGAUGGAUUGUGCAUCAACAUUGCCGGCAACUGCUGCUCAAUCUUCUGGUAGCGGUCGCGGCGCAUCAGGACCACCUCACAAUUGCGAGGAUACUGCUGGCUGCGAGAUCUGCUCCGCUGCAGCCCCCACAGACUGCCACACCGCAUAAAUUUACCGAACCUGAUACCGUCUACGAUGGACACGCACCUUGCGGUCAUUCUCCGCGGGCGCACGUGCGUUCCCUCUCCUCCGACCCGCAGAUUACGCCAGAAGGCGACGGUGAUAACUAUCCCUCACUACCAGUGAUCGUAACGAGCGACGAGACAGUCCCCGCGGCCGCCGCGGGGGGUGAGGCUUGCGAGGCGCAGGGAGGGGAGGAACAGCCUGUCGCUGACGUCAUCAAAAGCUUGGUGCACUUCCUAGCCAACAGACCAUCACAUCAACCGCUUUGGCAAUACGAGGAUAUUACCGCGAAAGUUUGGUCGCUGCGAAGCUGCCAGCAGAUGGCGACACUGCUGCGUCACGUGCUGCGCAUAUUCCGCGAGUCGUUGCCACACGCGCUGAUAUCAGAGCGGUGGGCCCAGACAGCCCUACAGUUGGGACUUUCUUGUCCUUCCAGGCACUAUGCGGGACGAUCACUGCAGGUAUUUCGCUUCAUCGGUGUAGCGAUGACUGGUCGGAUGGUGUCCGACAUUCUGUCUCGUCUGGUGGAGACAGUCGCGGAACAGGGUGAAGAUAUGCAAGGCUACGUCACCGAGUUACUCCUGACGCUCGAGGCUGCUGUCGAUUCACUUGAGUCUAACUUCAGACCGCUGGACUAUAUGAGGGAUAUCUUCAAAUCGACGCCAAACCUGAACAAUAAAGAGGGACAACCGACAAAUGGCAACGUUUAUAAUGCUGGAAAGCGAUCUCCCGGUGUAUGCGUGGGCUGUGUGAACAACCACACACGGAGCACCAGCUACUCGGUGUCAUACUGCGUGAGGAAGAGCAACGCGCCACCAUCUUCCUCUUCUGACAGACAAUCCCAUGAAAGUCGAACGCGUCCUUGCAGUGAGGCGGCGAAAGGCGGUUGUUCGAAUCUGUGCCGAUCGAGAUCUGCGCAAUCUCUCAAACUGCUGGGUGACACGGCUACUCAGGACGACAAGCUAACGAUCCUGGCGACGGUAUUCUGGGUGGGCGCCUCUUUGCUGGAGUCAGACUACGAGCACGAGUUUCUGCUGGGUGUACGGCUCCUGUCGCGUGUAAUGUCGCGCUUACCGCUCGACCGACCAGACGCGCGGGAACGACUCGACCGUACGCAAGUCCACGCCCCACAAUCACCAACCUCGCUGCAUGUUCUAUUACUCAAGGGUUGUACACAUCCCAAUACCUACGAACCUGUAGUAGGCGUGUUAGUGGAUAUGAUCCCACUUCUGGAGCUGCCUGUGAUCGACCCUACUCAGUCACUAGCUUUCCCCAUGACGGUACUGGCACUCCUACCCUACAUGUUACUGCACUACGAGGACGCGAAUGAACUAUGCGUGCGCGCCGCAUGUCAUAUCGCACAGUUCACAGCUGAGAAGAGCAAGAAACUGGAGAAUCUUGGCACAGUGAUGACCCUGUACUCCAGGAGGACAUUCAGCAAGGAGAGUUUCCAGUGGACCAAAUGCGUCGUCAAAUAUCUGUGGGACACCUACUCGCAUCUUUCCCUGCAGAUGAUAGCAUUCCUCGUAGAAGUACUGGAGAAGGGCGCUGUGAAUCUGCAACUCCCUGUAUUAUCAAUUCUCCAUUGCAUGCUGUACUACGUGGAGCUGAACGCGCCGCAAGUCAACGCAGACCUCUUGAGAGCUGUCGCGAAGUUUAUCGAUCAGCAGGAGAGUAACAACUAUAAGGAAGCAAUGAAGAUCUUGAAAUUGGUGGUGACCCGGUGUUCUACACUGGUGGUGCCGCCACAUUGGGAACACACGGCCUCUGCUCUCGAUACACUUAUUUAUGGCAAAAAGGAGCUCCCUGGACGCACUAUGGACUUCACGUUUGAUUUGUCACAAACCCCUGUGAUUGGUCGCAAGUAUUUACCGAAGGGUGGCACACAGACUAGCACAGGUGCUGGCCCGCUAUCCAACGUGUCAUCAACUCCUGAAAAAGGUUCUUCAUCUGCGUCAGUGUCAACAGUUGUGGGGCAGGAGACGAACCAGCCGUCGAGUGCUCCACCACCUCAUAACGCCGCGUCACCACGUCGCUCCUUGUCUUUGUCUCCCGCCGACGCGAUGGCCAGCGGAUGGAAACGACCUUGGAUGUCGCAGAGUCGAGUUCGCGAAUGUCUUGUCAAUUUACUGACGACAUGCGGGCAGCGCGUGGGGCUACCUAAGAGUCCAUCUGUAAUCUUCAGCCAGAGCUCGGAACUGCUAGAGCGCGAGUCUUCGAUGGCCUCCUCUCUGGAAGAAGUGUCGGGUACACCCGGCAACGAGCCCUCAGGAGGCGCACCGCCUACUGAUCACUUCGGAGUCUUCAAGGACUUUGACUUCUUGGAGUACGAAAGCGAGAGUAUUGAGGGGGAAAGUUCAGACAAUUUCAAUUGGGGCGUCCGUCGUCGCUUACCGAGCGAAGAGCGCGAGGACGGCGUCGCUCUUGAGCAAAGCGUGCCCCCUCUUGAUGUGAGCGACCGACAGACUCCGAGACAUACACACGAGGACUCCUCCGAUGAAGAGGGAGCGUGGGAGGGGGCACGCGGGGAGGGCGACGGUGCCAAUGAGAACGCGCUGCGGACCAGAGCGCAUUCCUUGUCCAGCGCAUCUAGUGGAGAUCCUGACGGUGAGCGCGGUGACGUCACUCCAGUGCCGGGUGCGCUACGAGAUUCAUGGCGGUGCUCUGUCGCGGCGUUGCUGAGACACGCCACUCACUUGCCGCCACUCAGCCUCGUCCAUCGCCUGCAUAUCGUAGUUAAGGAAGUGACAUCCAAAACAAUAUCCGUUUGUGGUGAGGGCGUGGCGGCUUGUGCGAGCGAGCUAGGAGCCGUAUUGGAGCGUCUGUCGAAAGAAGAGCCGCCAUUGUUGUGGGCGGGGCCAGUGGCUGCGGACUGUUCACGCGUAAGAGACGCGGUGCGAUACGCUGCGCUCGAGUUCAACGAACACCUCGAGACGUACUUCGAGCGGCGAGAGCACGCACUAGAGACGUUGGAGGUAUCACACAACGCUGAGGAGACCGGGCGAUGUCUGUACAAGCUAAUCUUUCAGCUGUUGUUGCUACUAGAAACUAACAACAAAAUGGUUAUGGCUGUCUAUCACGCUGCCGUGGACAACAGGGGUGUGGAAAUGAGUAUUGCAGUGAAGAAAGUACGUGCUGCACUGAUCGCGCACGCAGCCGACUCGUGGGCGGAACAUUCGCCAGCACCGCACGAUGACGCCACACUACUCGGACUAAUACAGAGGCAAAGAUGGGGUGUUGCGCUGGCGUUGGUACGUGAACGAAACGCUGAAAGAAUACUCGAGCGCGGAGAGUUACCAGAAGAUGACGUCACCAGUCUUCUACAUGUGUAUUGCAAAGGACUUGCGCAGACGCAUCCCGAUAUGGUGGCCAUCACGCGUCCAGUGAGUGACCUUUCACAGAACCUCUCCUUCAUGAUGGAGAGUCUCUACAAGGUGUCAGUAGCCCUUCAGCGGACUGACUUCGCUUACGUGUGACCCCAGCCGGAGUCGAACACUCGCCAAUUCUACGGAACUAUGUUCAGAUACACCCGGCUUCAGUAAAAGACAAUUAAUUCUUCAGUAUCAUAUUUAGCUUCGAUUAGCAUCUAACUCUAACACACACGUAAAACUAUUUUGAGUUUACAGACAUGUAUUUAUAAUACUUGGUUUAAAUGUUAUAGAAAUAUAUAUAUAUUGUAAAGCUUUAAUGGUACCCUCGUUAACAAAAUACUCUUAUUAAUGUUGAGGUGUUCGCGCCUUAACAUUAUAACCAUGACUUUUACACACUGGCUAGCGCAUCUGUAGGACUAAGAACGCUUAUAAUUUAUGUUGUAUAUAUUGUAAUUGACAUGUAACUAAUUUGAAUAUGCUUCAGUAUCUGUAGCUGCACUUUACACAGUACCCUCAUUUAAAAAUGUUGGUGUAGAUUUCUCAAAAAAUUGCAUUUCUCACCCCAAACCUUUCUAUACGCACGUAUAGCCGGUAAUUUAUACAGAACGUUGUCAUCCAGUGAAUAUGUUAUAAGUAUUUUAAUGUUUAUAUUUUAAACGGAAAGAAAAUGACGCGCCCGACUGUAAAGGUAUUAUUUUUUGGUCGUUAGUAUUUCGGACAACAUUAGUACAAAGUUGUACAAAAUAGGGCUGUGCGGCGGAUUCCCAAAUUAAAUGUUAUUUUUAUAUUAUAAUAAUAAAUUUAGUUAAUUUAUCGAUUGAAUUUAGUUUAAUAUAAUAUUAUAAAGUGAACUCAUCAAUGAUAUAAUUUGAAUAAUUAAUGAAUGAUUUAUUCGAUUCGAUUCGGAACCUAAUUGAUUUUACAGUAAAUUGUUUUCAACUUGAAAUGGUUAUGGUAUAGCACUUAGGGUCUUGGUCUUAACAAUAAGGGACGAAAGAAGAAAAUUGAGUUUCACAUAGGAAUAACAAAUACAAAUUACAUAUCCUCAAAUCUCUCGGUCUUAAUAAAACCUGUGUUCGGAGAAGAUGUCUGGUAUAAUCAUUAAUUAUAUACUUUUCUGCUUCUCGGACGCUAAACUCUUCAAGGAGCGGUCGUGGUUAUUAUCAAGCGUGUCAGUACAAAUGUGUCAGCCUCAAAAAUUCUCGUCAUUGUGUUAGAGGUUCUUCGAGACGCUGAUCCUAGUUCCUGGAGUAUCAAGAAGUUUGUAUGAAAUUCUAUCGACGAUAUUCCAAGCGUAAUUCCUCCAAUACCACAUCUCCGGAACGUUCAUCCAUUUUUUUUCAACUUCCCGCAACGUCCACGUUUUGGCAGCAUAUAAUUCAAAUAUGGGUAUGGUAUUUUUAUACCAUACCCAUAUUAGUAUAGCACGAGCAUGGUAUUCGUGCGGAUAUUGAUAUAAUACACUUUAUAUAUAUAUACACACACAAAAUGUUGAGAAUUGAUAGGGGAGGAUAUCAGGGAUUUUCUGGUCACAGUGCACACUUUGUAAGAAACAGGAGAUGGAAGUUGAAAGAUUACCGUGACUAUAAAAUGUGGCUCUCCUGGGAGACAGAAUGUGUUUUUCUGAUAAUUGGGAUAUUGCAAAUUUAUUCACGUGAAAAUGAAAUAGUGCAUUUAGAUUGCCGGGGAGACCGUUGUUUGAUUACUACGUGCGUUAGUUUCGUAUCUUCUCAUGUUUCUUAUAAUAAUAUCAUAUUAGGAGGUCUCAUUUGUCAAACUCUACCAUCUUAAGUGCUUACCAAUCAAUAUAUGUGAAAUUAUUAUCCACACUUGUUCCUUAACUUCUUUGUAUGAUUUUCAUAUUUUUAGGAAAGUAACGUAUUGGACGAAUUAACCACUGGACAUGAAAUCCAAGAAAAAUAUUGAAUGGUAUCGCGACUAUCGCCCUCUAUAGAGCGUUAUUUUCAUGUUGAUAAUAAUUACAACUUAUUAUAUAAACAAGUUAUCUUUCUUUGAACAUGUUCGUGUACAAUUUUUGACUAUCCGCAUAUACAAAAGAAAAGAGCACAUUCAACAGAGACAACGUCAUAUUACUACAAAUACUGACGAUAUUACGCUCAGUAUGUAGCUGGAAAGGUAAUAGCGAACACGGCUAUCUUUAAGGUAUUGUCAAACAAAUGCGACACGUGGAGAAUGCGAACCCAAGCGGAGACGUCAAACUACAAAGUAGGACGCCACUCGUGUCAAAGUUUUGUAAGGCUCUAUUUAGUGGUCGACCGACUCGACCGACGGUCACCGCUGACGUCGGUCGAGCGUAGCGCGUACCAUACGCGCAGACCAUGUUGCGUUUAGUGCUUAGUUGACAGCGAACUUGAUGGCGCCUGUACAAUUGCGAAGAAAAAUGAAUCCAUUUUAAACCUCUUUAAUAUGUAUGUAGUAUUUAAGCAAACAAUUAAUAGAAGACGGAGAAGAUAAUUAGCUUACCCAAUUAAUAUAGAGCGUCGAAUUGAAGGAAAAAUUUAUACAAUAUAUUGCCACCACACGAAUUUUUGUUAACGAUUUUUAAUGAUGAUGUUAAACCGCGCGUAGGAUCGGUCGCUCUGUCAGCGUGGCACUGAACGGACUUAGUUAUUGCCACAUUGCGUUAGCGGACUGACGAUUCUCGUCAGCGCGACGUAGCUCUACGUACAUAGAAAUUUAUCAGCGCUGGACUGAACGCGUUCAUAGCUACGCUCGACCGACGUUAGCACUGACCGUCGGUCGAACAGUCGCGUCUCGCAUUAGCUCUCUGUUUGAUGUGAUGCAUACAAAGCCAGCUAAUACAACUAUCUCACGUGCUGUCGUGACACUACAUUGAAACGAUACUAUACAAGAAUAAUGAAAACGCUUCACCACACGUUUGGUUCGCUGUCUAUUUGACAAUAGCUUUAAGGUUAAUUCGUCCAAAGUUAUUCUUUAAUGUACUAAACUUAUGUUUUAUUAUUUUACUCUAGACGAGUUAGUGAAGCUUUAUUAUUAAUAACAUAACUUAUUUAUACAAUUUAUUUUAUCGUCUUUAUUGGUUGUAUAAUGUGUAAUAUUGUUUGAUAUGAGAUCAGAUUUUCGACGGACAUGUUAUAAUAAUUCUAAAUUAAUAGAUUAAUAAUAUAAUCUUAUAUGUAUUAUCUAUAUUGGUAGCGACUACAAAUACCUACUUUUUGCGUUAGUUCGUAGAUAGCGAAAUGCAUAGUGAUUUAAUAUUUUAGCAAAUUAACUUCUUAUCACGUUUGCACGAAGGUUGUUUUUCGGACCGUGGUAAGCUCGUAUUACCCUAACAGUUAUUAAAUGUUAGUGCACUCAUUUUACUGACCAGUUAGUGAUCUCAGUUAGGAUAUUGCGUAAUGUAUUAGGUUCUUAAUACCGCAUUCAUUACUGUUACCAUACCAACCCUACAUAGAGUAACUUAAAAGCAAAGAAACAGUAAUAUUCCGUUUAGGUUUUCAUUCAUGAAAUUAGAUUAAGUUAGUACUAGUUAAAUAUUUCAGUAACGAUGUUUAUAGAAUAUAGAUCAAUAGAACAAUGUUGUCAAUAGUAGCUAGGUUUUGUUACUUCCGGCCUUAGUUCAAGCCAAGUGAAAGAAGCCAAAUAUUAUAUAUUACUUUUAACUGAAGUGCGUUUUUAGAAUAGACUCAAUGAAAUAUUAAAAAUAUGUUUAUGAUAGUACAAUAUCCUGGUUACGAUUCUUCUCCUCAAGUGAUGAAGAGAUGAACGGAACUUAAGAACGUAGAUGAAGCAAAUUCUUUGCCUCAAUAUUCUUUCCAGGAUCAUACUCAUUAAUAUUAUACAACUUCUUCUUAUCUAUUAACUUUCGUAUAAAAAAAAUAGUGAAAAUAUUUCGUUUCUAUAAGAUUAAAUAUAAGUUAAAGUUAAUUCUAAAGUCUCGAAUAUUGAAAAAGAAAUGUUAAGUAUUAUUUCAUGUAAUGUAACAAGAGUAGUUAUAUUAACAAAAUUUUAUUGUUUUCUUUUUUAACAAAUUCUUAUACAAAUUUAUUGUCAUCAACUCAAAUGUUCACUUCCAUAAUACUCGUUAAUAUAAAUUAAGUUCGUUAUAUAAAUUAAGAUCAAAUAAAGUUAGUGGAAUAUUAAUAAAUGAAAAUAUAUAGCGAUUUAUUAAUGUUAGUUUAAUACUAUAUGUUAAUACUAGUUGCACUCUCUUUGAUAUAUAGCUACUUCAACUACAUCACAUAUUUCUGCUACGGAUUUACGGAGAUGUAAAGUUUAUGUCGUCACUUAUUUAUACAAGCAGAUUUUCUGUUUUAGAUUAAUUAAAUUUAUAUUGCUUAUAAUAUUGUUGUGUAGUUUUACACAGUAUGCUUUAUGCGAUUCCCAAUAAUUAUUCAAGGUAUAUAUUGCAAGUAAAGGUACCGUACUCAAUUGGACCUAACCAUGACUAUUAUACAUAUAUAAUCAGAAAUGUAAGCAAUUCAAUCAAACAUUCCUCCAAUUAAUUCGGCGGCAUCAUCCGCUUAGACUUGUGGUUAUAUAUAUACUAGAAACAGUUUCGUACAUCGAUGUCUUACUGCCUGUCCCUGUCGCGUACCUACAAAUAAUAUUGCCGUCUCACUCACCCUGAUGUGGGUGAACCCAUGGCUCUACCCUUUACCCAGUCAAAUUUUAUUUCAUAGAGCGACAAAGAUCACAGAUAGCAAAAAGGCUUCUCUUUUUAUCGCAUCAAUUUAUAUUGCUUUUUAUUUCUAGUUUCAACCUUAUUCUAUUUUAAGGUACGGCUCGACACUUCUAGAAUUGUUUUUUUUUAAAUGGCCUGGAGAUAAUUUUUGGGAAUAGGCAAAAUUAUACACAGUAAUAGUUGUUUGCUGCACCAUGACAAUUAUAUUAUUCAUACCUUUCGUGAUUAUUUUUGAUAUAUUUAGCUUAUUUUUCUCUAAUCGCCAGGCGCUCUAUAGUUAUUUGUGAAUUAAUACUACUAAAGUGAUUUUUUUUUGAUUGAAUAAAUAUUUUUGUUUCCGAAAA